Adineta ricciae is the source of this 282-nucleotide messenger RNA. Lineage: Eukaryota; Metazoa; Rotifera; Eurotatoria; Adinetida; Adinetidae. The record is from the annotation of a GenBank genome assembly.
AUGCUAUUGAGUGGGUCUCAUUCUGUAUUUCGUCAACAUUAUUUUCGUGAGAAAGACUGGGGAAAUCAGCAGAACCACCAAUCGGAGAAUAUAUCCUAUUCUAGGACCUGUGUGAACGUGCUUUAUCGGGUGAAAACCAAUUUACUUGUUUUAUUUCUAUUUGUGAAAAUUCAUAUAGUUCCGGAGCAAACCAAUCUACUCGUAUUACUAGGUCAUUUUACUGACAAUGUCACAGAAUGUUGUUGCUGGUUCAUACAUCAUCUACAACGUUGGAAACGUUGA